This is a messenger RNA of Cuscuta epithymum, 4179 nucleotides long. Lineage: Eukaryota; Viridiplantae; Streptophyta; Magnoliopsida; Solanales; Convolvulaceae. The record is from the annotation of a GenBank genome assembly.
GUUAGUUAGUUGAGCUGGCAAUUUCUGUUAUUAGUUGAGAGUGAAUAAAUAGCUGGUUUUGGAAGUUGAUAGCUAGGCUGUUAGACAGAUAUUUUGGGGCUAGGAGAAAUUGAGACAGUCUGUCUCAUUUCUUUGGGUCUCUGUACUUUCGUCCACCAUUAAUGUAAGCAUGAAGUGUUUCUUGAAUACUAUUUUCAUCCUUUUGCAUUUGUACAUACCUGCGUGAGCUCUAUCAGUAGCUGUGGGCCGGACCUUAAAGAAAGGAGUAUAAUAAGAGUGGGGAGAGGGGAAAAGGGAGUUGUGCUGGAAUUCAUUUAGUGGGCUUGGGAAAGAGACACUGCUCUAAGAGUAUCUUCAAAUGCUACAAUGUGCACGGUGCACGUGUGGCAUGAGAUAGACACAAAAAAUUGAAUUUUUGACAUUUCACUUUCAUUCUAUCCACAGUUUUAUGUGUUUUUGGUAAGUUUUCUUCUGCAAUGUCAAGCACAAUAUCUACAUCUAGACAUUGUGUUUGACAUUGUGAAGAAAAACUUACCAAAAUGAAACAAGAUCUUUCAAAUAAGGAGAGAAAUUGAAGAAGAAGAAGAAGAGACCGUACAAAUUGAAGAAGAAGAAGAAGAAGAGACCGUACAUAUUGCUAUUGUUACUCUGAUGGUCGCCAAUCUAGGGAAAAAAUCCGCUAGAGAAGCGGAUAAUUGUUCUCCAGAGCCAAAGCCGUUGUUGGUUUGGUGGUUAUGUAUUAGAUAUUGAUCUGCAAACUGCCAUUCAUGAAGCUUCAGCAAAAACUGCUAUACCUUUGCAGACCAACUUAAUAGCUGCUACUGCAUUUAUGGAACCAUUGAACGAAUGCACGUAUGUGAACAAGGAGGAUGCUCCAGGGGGUCCAGUUGAGAAGGAUUCUCUUAGAAGGCUUUGGUCAAAGAAGGAAAUAGAUUGGACCACUAAGUGUUGGUCUUCUGGGAUGACCGAUCGGAAAAGGCUUAAAGAUAUUUGUGAACUUAGAUGGGCGCUUGCAGUUGCAACAAAAGACGGUUCUUUUGUGAAAUUUGAAAUAAAGAAGGGUUCUCAGCACCUAUUUGUGGAAUCUCCUGGAGUGCAUGAACUGAACUUUCAUGAAUCUUGUAUUUUCUUCGGCAGCUCCCCUUCGAGAAUUGAUAAAUCUGAUCCAUCGCCAAUCUCUUUGAAAGGAGAGAAUUAUCUUCUGAAGGGUCAAAUUCAUGUAGACACAAGUUCACUUGGUGGUUCACAAUAUUUGCCUCAGAACAUACAAGUUGAUGUAUUAGACACUGAAGGUUCUGUUGUUGUUCAUAUUGCUGCUGCAGACACUUAAACCAAAUUACUAUGUUUACAGAAGCGCUCUGAAACUAAUCCUUCCAUCACGCCUGAAGGACCUUGAAAAUAAAGUUUGGAGGACAACUCAAAGCAGUGUGCAACUUCUUGGUGCUAUUGCGUACUGUGUGCCACACAAGCUGUUCCAGUGCUCCCCCAAGGUAGUGCCAAAAUUAACAGAGGUCUUGACCUACACCGACACUCAUCCUAAAGUUCAAUCUACUGGAAAGACUGCUCUUCAACAAGUAGGGAGUGUUAUUAAGAAGCCAGAACUAUCUGCUCUUGUGACUACUCUUUUAACUAAUCUUAUGGAACCCAAUGAAUACACAAAAUACUCCUUUCCUACUACUUCAGACAACCUUUAUCAACACAGUUGAUGCUCAAUCUCUUACACUAUUGGUACCAAUUGUCUAUCGAGGCCUUAGAGAAAGAGGUGCUGAAAUUAAGAAGAAGGCUCUCCAAAUGGUUGGGAGUAUGUGUUCUUUGGUUAUAGAGCCAAAGGACAUGAUCCCUUACAUAAGCUUGCUUCUUCCAGAAGUUAAAAAGGUUCUUCAGGAUCCUAUCCCUGAAGUUCGUUCUGUUGCUGCAAGAGCUAUUGGCUCUCUUAUAAGGGGAAUGAGAGAAGUAAACUUCCCAGACUUGGUACCUUGGUGGUUAGAUACUUUGAAAUCUGAUGGCAGCAAUGUUGAGCGCUCUGGAGCUGCAAAGGGCCUAAUUGUCUGCAUGGGGUUUGGAAUACCUCGAGACCAUACUUCCGGAUGUCAUAAGAAACUGUUCUCAUCCAAAAGCAUCAGUCCGUGAUGGCUAUUUGUCACUCUUUAAGUAUCUUCCACAAUCUUUAGGUAUCCAAUAUUCAGAACUAUUUGCAACCGAUUCUUCCUGCAAUGAUAGAUGAACUGGCCAAUGAGAGUGAAUCUGUACGUGAUGCUGCACUUGGUGCUGGCUAUGUUUAAGUGGAAGCGUGGAGCAUUAUGCAACAAUGCCUUUGCCUCUACUCCUGCCUGCAGUGAAAGAAGUGAUGAUGAAGGGUCAAAUUCUGUAGCUCAUGUUCCAGCAGUCAGUGAAGUACUGGGAAGGGAAAUCAGGGAAGUACUGGGAAGGGAGAGAGAGGCGCAAGGAUGAAGUUGAUGGUCAGGGCGGUUUCCUACCUCCCACCUUGAGGACAAGGUGGUUGUCAAAGACGGCUCAACAACAACAGCCUCACCGGUUCCAUACCGAUGUCACUAACUAGUAUCUCAGCUCUCCAAAGUCCAAAUCUUGGACCUGUCAAACAAUCAUCUUUCUGGUCGAGUUCCAGACAAUGGCUCUUUUUCUCGAUUCACUCCCAUUAGUUUUGCCAAUAAUUUGGCUCUUUGUGGGCCGGUUACUGGACAUCCUUGCCCUGGAUCUCCUCCAUUUUCUCCACCUCCACCAUUUAUUUCAUCAACCCCCAUUCCUAAACCAGAUAGAAAUAGUAUAACUGGAGCUAUAGCUGGAGCAGUAGCUGCAGGUGCUGCUUUACUCUUUGCUGUCCCUGCCUUUGCUUUUGUAUGGUGGCGUCGCAGAAAGUCACAAGAGUUUUUCGUCUAUGUUCCGGCGGAAGAAGACCCAGAAGUUCACUUGGGACAGCUCAAGAAGUUUUCUCUGAGAGAGCUACAAGUUGCUACUGAUAGCUUUAGCAACAAGAAUAUUCUCGGCAGAGGUGGGUUUGGUAAGGUAUACAAGGGACGGCUUGCAGAUGGUUCGUUGGUUGCUGUAAAACGGUUAAAAGAGGAGCACACACCUGGUGGUGAGCUUCAAUUCCAAACAGAAGUCGAGAUGAUUAGCAUGGCAGUUCACAGGAAUCUCCUUCGCUUGCUUGGCUUUUGUAUGACACCCACUGAACGCCUUCUUGUUUACCCUUAUAUGGCCAAUGGAAGUGUUGCAUCGUGUUUGCGAGAACGACCACCGGAUGAACUGCCACUCGAUUGGGCUACAAGGAAGCGCAUUGCCUUGGGAUCUGCAAGGGGAUUGUCAUAUUUACAUGACCAUUGUGAUCCAAAGAUAAUCCAUCGUGAUGUAAAAGCUGCAAACAUACUAUUGGAUGAAGAGUUUGAGGCAGUUGUAGGAGACUUUGGGUUGGCUAAACUUAUGGAUUAUAAGGAUACUCAUGUGACAACAACUGUGCGUGGCACAAUCGGUCAUAUAGCGCCAGAGUGCCUAUCCACUGGGAAGUCUUCAGAAAAAACUGAUGUGUUUGGUUAUGGUAUCAUGCUUCUAGAGCUUAUCACUGGACAAGGAGCCGUUGAUCUUGCCCAUCUAGCAAACGACGAUGAUGUCAUGUUGCUUGACUGGGUGGAAAAACUGCUCAAGGAGAAGAAACUGGAAGUGCUGGUUGAUCCGGAUCUGGCGAACAAGUAUGUAGAAGGAGAGGUGGAGCAGCUGAUCCAGGUUGCAUUGCUAUGCACGCGAAGCAGCCCAAUGGAUCGGCCCAAGAUGUCAGAUGUGGUGAGGAUGUUGGAAGGUGAUGGGUUGGCCGAGAGAUGGGAUGAGUGGCAGAAGGUGGAAGUUCUUCGGCAGGGGGUAGGACAAGCAGUACAUCCUCUCUCCACUUCUGGCUGGACUGUAGACUCUACACAAAAUUUACAUGCCGUUGAACUGUCUGGUCCUAGGUGACCUUCAAGGCUCCUAUUAACCUUGGAUUUUUUUUAGAAUCUUGUUAUACGUAGUAUUUGUUUAGGCGUUAAAGAAUGGGCAAUUAGCAUGUUUUUUUUUCCUUCUUGCAAGCACUUUCUCAUCAAAGUGUAUUCUUUGUGUGUGUCAGUGUAUGUAACAGCUAUGUGCUAAUAAACAAGGAAAUAUAACGUUUGAAAUUGGUGAUAAAUUAGGCCA